Ziziphus jujuba (common jujube) is the source of this 1786-nucleotide messenger RNA. RefSeq names its product UDP-glucosyltransferase 29-like. The transcript has a single exon. NCBI's taxonomy places the organism in Eukaryota, Viridiplantae, Streptophyta, Magnoliopsida, Rosales, Rhamnaceae. Bases 108 to 1487 code for a protein of 459 amino acids. Gene Ontology annotation, molecular function: UDP-glycosyltransferase activity. The record is from RefSeq and is a predicted model, not a curated record.
AAAUAUAUCCGGACAUUUACUAUUCCCCAAAAAGAAAAAAAAAAAAAAAAAAAAAAAAGGAAAAAGAACAGAGAUAAGACUUCAGAAAGACAGAGAGAGCAUCAUUCAUGGUCAUGGAGAAGGAGGAAGCUAGGCAGAAGAGUAUGAGAGUUCUAAUGCUUCCAUGGUUGGCCUGUGGUCACAUAACUCCAUUCCUAGAGCUAGCUAAGAAGCUCACUCACGGAAACUUUAACAUCUAUCUGUGCACUUCUCCUGUUAAUCUCAAUUUCAUCAAGAACCAAGUUCCUCAUCAUCUUCGUCCAAACUACCCCUCCAAUUCUAUACAACUAGUAGAGCUUCAUCUACCAUCUCUUCCUGACCUUCCUCCUCACCACCACACAACCAGAGGCCUCCCGCUACAUCUCUUUCCCACCUUCGUAAAGGCCGUACACAUGACCAAACCUCAAGUCUCCCAUAUCAUUCAGACCCUUAAGCCAGACUUGCUCAUAUAUGAUGUUUUUCCAUUUUGGGUGCCCGAUUUAACUUCUUCUCUCAACAUUCCAUCUGUUGCCUUCAUAACUAGCGGACUGGCCUUCGUUUCUCUAAUGUUUCACCAAAUCAAAAAUGAUCAUGAAGAAUUCCCUUUUCCAGAAAUCUCUCCUGAUUAUUUGAGAAUUAAGUUUUCCCAUAUGCGCAAGCAUCUUCCUUUCACUGAUGAUCAGGGAAGAGAUAUAUCACCCAUCAGCAUGUAUCAAAGAUCUUCUAAAAUCAUUCUGGCAAGAUCUUGUAGAGAACUUGAGGGAAAAUAUAUCGAUUAUCUUUCACUUUCUUUUGGCAAGAAGAUUGUUCCUGUUGGUCCUCUGGUUACAAAUCCUGCCCAUGGCAAUGAGGGUAUUGACAUCAUCAACUGGCUCAACAAGAAAGACAAGUCUUCGACUGUGUUUGUGUCCUUUGGCAGUGAGCAUUGUCUGGAUAAGGAAGAUAUGGAGGAGAUCGCUCAUGGGCUAGAGCUUAGCAAGGUGAAUUUCAUUUGGGUUGUUAGGUUUGAAGAGGGAGAGAAAAUGAAGCUUGAAGAUGCUCUUCCAAAUGGGUUUUUAGAAAGGGUGGGAGAGAAGGGAAUGGUUGUUGAGAAUUGGGCACCCCAAAUAAAGAUUCUGAACCAUACAAGCAUUGGUGGGUUUGUGAGUCACUGUGGAUGGGGUUCAGUCAUGGAGAGCAUAACAUUUGGUGUCCCGAUCAUAGCAAUGCCUAUGCAUAUGGAUCAGCCAUGGAAUGCAAGACUAGUAGAGGAGUUAGGGAUUGGUUUAGAGAUUAAGAGGGACAAUGAUAAUGGAAAGCUUCAAAGAGGAAAUGUUGGAAAAAUUAUUAAUCAAGUGGUGGUGGAAAAAACUGGAGAAGAUAUUAGAAGGAAAGCAAGAGAAAUGAAUGACUGCAUAAAAAGUAAAGCUGAGGAAGAGGUGGAUGAAGUGGUAAAUGAACUUUUAAAGCUAGCUGAAGGGCACAUAUAAAGCAACCUAAGGGUGAUUUUAUGUUACCUACCAAAUUACAGAUCAUGUGUGAUUGUAAAAUAAGCUCAGUUUCUCUUUCUGUCUGGCAUGGAAAUGCAGCAAUUGUGACAGGCAUUCUAUUGGAGAGGAAUGAAAGGAUAACAUAAUUGUGUUAUAUAUAUCUCUCUUAUGCUAUUGUAUGUAUUUCAUUAUGUAUGUAUAUCAGUUAGAGGUUGUACUUAUCCUUUGUUAUCCCUGGUUACGUAACUUUUAUAUAUGUACUGGUUAUUCACAUCAAUAAUAUUAGUGCCUUUUCAAGA